Molecule: messenger RNA, 2057 nt
Organism: Hemicordylus capensis (graceful crag lizard)
Lineage: Eukaryota; Metazoa; Chordata; Lepidosauria; Squamata; Cordylidae
Gene: CTNS
Product: cystinosin, lysosomal cystine transporter
Exons: 11
Coding region: 338-1444 (368 amino acids)
Biological process (GO): L-cystine transport
Cellular component (GO): lysosomal membrane
Molecular function (GO): L-cystine transmembrane transporter activity
Source: RefSeq, a predicted model, not a curated record
GGGGAGGGAGGAGGAGGAGGAGGAGGGAGGAGGACCAGCUUGUCAGGCCAGGAGGGCGGGGGGGGACAGGGGACUCCAACUCCCGGCGUGCACCGCGGUGCGCCUCCCCCGGGCCGCUUUGCAUGAUGGGGGCCGUAGUCCUGCAGGGGUGGACGGGCCCCGCCGGCUGUUCCCGCCAGAAAGCAGUCGUUGCCUGGGCAACCGGAAGGCCCCGCCCCCCAGGCCCGCCCGCAGUUGUGUGGGAGAAGCGAAGCCGGCGCUGGGCAGGAGGACGCAGCCUAAGCAAGACUUCCUCUUCCCUCUUCUGCAGUGCAGGUUUGGGCUGCCAAGUAGCGCCAUGGUGAGCAGAACCGGCCUCCUCCUGCUGCUGUUGCUGUGUUGCUGCUGCCGCUGCCGCUGCCAUGACGCUCCCAUUCUCUCUGUUCCUGAAGAAGUUACAAUGGAAAAUGGAAGUUGGGUGAAUGUCAGCUUGUCGUUAAACACCCCAGCCAACAAGACGCUUUGGAUCACCUUCAGCGUGACUUAUUCGUCCAAGAACGCCACUAUUGUUGAGCUGCCAAACAGAGUAACAGUACCUGCAGGUCUAAAGGAGAAGAGUUUCCAAGUGAGAGCUAAAGAUGUUGGGCAGGUGACUGCGUACCUCCAUUCCAACCAGUCCAAUCACACUGGGCCGAGAAUCCGGUUCCUGGUGAUCCACAGCCAUGCAGUGAGCAUCGUUAACCAGGUGAUCGGGUGGAUCUAUUUCCUGGCUUGGUCCAUCUCCUUCUAUCCUCAAGUGUUUGAGAACUGGAGGCGGAAAAGCGUCGUGGGGCUGAGUUUUGACUUCAUCGCUUUGAACCUGACCGGCUUCAUCGCCUACAGCGUCUUCAACGUGGGGCUCUUCUGGAUCAGCUCCAUCCAGGAACAGUUCCUCCAGCGGUAUCCCAAUGGCGUGAACCCAGUGACCAGCAACGACGUCUUCUUCAGCCUCCAUGCUGUCGCCGUGACCCUCUUCAUCAUCUUCCAGUGCCUGAUCUACAAGAGAGGGGACCAAAAGGUUUCUCGCGUGGCCAUCGGGUUGCUGGUCUUGGCCUGGGUUUUCGUCUUUGCCACCUUGUCUGUGGCCGCCGCCGGGGAAAUCAGCUGGCUCCAGUUCCUGUUUUACUUCUCUUACGUCAAGCUGGCCGUGACGCUCAUCAAGUAUUUCCCCCAGGCCUACAUGAAUUUCCGCCGGAAGAGCACGGAAGGCUGGAGCAUCGGGAAUGUCUUGCUGGAUUUCACGGGCGGCGCGUUCAGCCUCCUCCAGAUGUUCCUGCAGUCUUACAACCACGAUGAGUGGAAGCUGGUUUUUGGGGACCCCACCAAGUUUGGCCUUGGCCUCUUCUCCAUCGCCUUCGACAUCGUCUUCCUCCUCCAGCAUUACUGCUUGUAUCGCUCUCCUCCGGCCUACCAGCCGGUUCAGUAAGGGCCUGCCUCCGCGGCCACGCCACCCUUCGCUCGCCAGACUUCCAGCGUGGGCACGGCAGCCCCGCCUUGGCUCCGCCAGCACUCUUGACUGCUUGGCCACGUGCACUUGCCACUCUUGCCUCGGUUCCUGCCCUCUUGUGCCUUCACGUCCUCCCGUCCAGCAGCCUGACCUUGGCAGACCAGCCGCCUGGAGCUCUUGCAACUCGUGGAUAUAUUCCAGGCAGGACGUAGGAUAUUCCAGGCUGCUCCAGGUAAAAGGGUCCCUCCCUGGGGCAGUCUGGCAGGCAUCAGAUGCCGCUGGGCCACGGGAGAGCGGUUUGGGCCUUCAGAAAAAACCCGCGGGCACGGGAAGUGAUCCAAGCCGCUGUCUUCCGGCUCAGUGCCAUGGUGACAACCACCGGUGCUUGAAGAGGUUGUCGGUACUGAAUCGGUUGUCGGGACAUCGUCUUCCUUUGCACGGGGGCUGGGUGGGGAAGGAAAGGGCGGCAGGGAUGGUCCUUUCCUCGCCUUGGUGGUACUGAAGCCCCAAGGCCCAUGGCCUCGGCCUGAACAAGCUGCGUAGGGGCCCUGCCCCCACCCAGGGGUCUCGGAUUAAAACUUUUGUAACACAA